Durio zibethinus is the source of this 1867-nucleotide messenger RNA. RefSeq names its product protein PLASTID TRANSCRIPTIONALLY ACTIVE 14. Gene Ontology annotation, molecular function: protein-lysine N-methyltransferase activity; protein binding. The record is from RefSeq and is a predicted model, not a curated record. Gene Ontology annotation, biological process: peptidyl-lysine monomethylation; chloroplast organization; plastid transcription. NCBI's taxonomy places the organism in Eukaryota, Viridiplantae, Streptophyta, Magnoliopsida, Malvales, Malvaceae. Gene Ontology annotation, cellular component: plastid-encoded plastid RNA polymerase complex; chloroplast thylakoid.
CUCAAUUUUUUAAAUUGAAAAAGCUUGUAAAAAACAAAAAAAGAAAAUCAGGCCUUGGAGGUCGAAGUUAACAGAUAGUUGGGCCAUCGGUGAGAAAGGCUAGCUAACAUGGGCUGGGCGGGACUGCCGGUUGCCUCACACGUUUUGCACCCUGCUAUGCAGUCUGGUCCCUGAUUGCGAUCGGAUAAUGUUUUUCGAGUUUUGAGUUUAGACUUGAGUCGAGCUUCUUAUCCUAACUAAAGAGAACGGCAACACCGGAGUAGUCCACCGCCAGUCUUGCCACCAUGGUUCCGUUUUGAACUCCAAUAGACUCGCUCUCCCGUUGUCUUCAAUGACCAAUGGCGAUCUCAACUGUUCCCCUUCAUCAUAUCAUUGGGCACUUCAGCUAUUCUCGCCGGGAAAGGGAAUAUCAUCAUGGUUAUAGUCGUGGUCAUGAGUGGUCACCGACACCAAGAUCCACGUAUCGUUUGAAACCCAUUAAUGCUUCCGUGGAAACUCCUCCUUUUCCACUCUUUCAGCCUCCCCCACUUCAAGAAUCUCCCUCUCAGUUGGAGCCUGCAGACCCUGAUUUCUACAAGAUAGGUUAUGUUCGAAGUAUGAGAGCUUAUGGAAUUGAGUUUAAGGAAGGACCAGACGGUUUUGGAGUCUAUGCCUCCAAAGAUGUUGAGCCUCUUCGUCGUGCCAGAAUUAUCAUGGAAAUACCUUUAGAAUUGAUGUUGACAGUAAGGCAGAAGCUGCCAUGGAUGUUCUUCCCUGAUAUAGUUCCAAUAGGUCAUCCCAUAUUUGAUAUCAUAAACUCAACCAAUCCUGAGACGGAUUGGGAUCUGAGAUUGGCAUGCCUUCUUCUGUAUGCGUUUGAUAGGGAUGAUAACUUUUGGCAACUAUAUGGAGACUUCUUACCUAAUACAGAUGAGUGCACUAGCUUGCUUUUUGCUACAGAGGAUGACCUCUCACAGCUGCAGGAUCUUGAUCUUGCUUCAACUAUGAGAAAACAACAACUAAGAGCCUUAGAAUUUUGGGAAAAGAAUUGGCAUUCAGGUGUUCCCCUGAAAAUAAAGCGCCUUGCUCGUGAUCCAGAGAGAUUCAUUUGGGCUGUUAGCAUGGCACAGUCACGCUGCAUUAACAUGCAAAUUAGAAUUGGUGCUCUAGUUCAAGAUGCAAAUAUGCUAAUUCCUUAUGCUGACAUGCUAAAUCAUUCAUUUCAGCCAAAUUGUUUUCUCCACUGGCGUUUUAAGGAUCGCAUGGUUGAGGUGAUGAUAAAUGCUGGACAGAGGAUUAAAAAAGGAGAUGAGAUGACUAUCAAUUAUUUGAGUGGACAGCAGAAUCAUAUGUUCAUGCAACGAUAUGGCUUCUCUUCAUCUGUGAAUCCUUGGGAUUUAAUAGCAUUUUCUGGCAACGCACAUAUUCACUUGGACUCUUUCUUGUCAGUCUUCAAUAUAGCUGGUCUUCCUGAUGAGUAUCAUUAUAACAGUGGAGAUAAUUUUGUUAAUGGGGCAGUCAUAGCAGCUGCAAGAACAUUGCCCACAUGGUCAGAUGGUGAUGUCCCUGCAAUCCCUAGCAUGGAAAGGAAAGCUGUGAAGGAGUUACGGGAAGAAUGUCAGCAGAUGCUUGCACAAUUUCCUACAACUUCUGAGCAAGACCAGAAAUUACUAGAUUCCAUUCCUGAACCAAGGAAGACACUUGAAACUGCAAUCAAGUACAGAUUGCACCGGAAAUUAUUCAUAGAGAAGGUCAUCCAGGCAUUGGAAAUCUAUCGAGAGCGUAUAUUGUUUUAAAUUAGUUUUCAACUUGCUAGGAUCGCAGAUAGUUUUGUUCAAUAGCUGAUGUCAAAAAGCCAUUAAGGAUGCUUAUUAAAAAAAAAAAAAAA